Nothobranchius furzeri (turquoise killifish) is the source of this 5534-nucleotide messenger RNA. RefSeq names its product PTPRF interacting protein alpha 4 (gene ppfia4). Gene Ontology annotation, molecular function: protein binding. Gene Ontology annotation, cellular component: presynaptic active zone. The record is from RefSeq and is a predicted model, not a curated record. NCBI's taxonomy places the organism in Eukaryota, Metazoa, Chordata, Actinopteri, Cyprinodontiformes, Nothobranchiidae. Gene Ontology annotation, biological process: synapse organization.
UGUGUGUGUGUGUGUGUGUGUGUGUGUGUAAAGCGCAGAAGGCGGAUGCAGACAAGAUUCUCUCCUCUUCAUCAUCGGGAAUAAGAACGCCUCUCGGAUAUUUUCCUCGGAUUCUGAUUUUCCCACAUGCUCUGACAUCCAUCGCGCACGCGGGAACCACCCCUUCACAUCUUUGAGCUGUCAAUCAUUUUCACGCUGGGAAUUGUACAUGUGAGUGCAUGGCGCACCGGGCAGGGCGGAUCUGCUCACUGGGGAGAAAAACGCCGGCCAAUAUGGAUAAAAGGUCACCACUUGACUCCCUCUGAUCAGCGACAGCGUCCUGAUAGCGUUGGACGGACCGGGGAGCGGGGAAGAUGAUGUGCGAGGUGAUGCCGACCAUCAGCGAGGGAGACUCGGCUGGUCCGCCGAGAGGAACCGGCGGCGGAGUCCCGAACGGCUCGGAGCAGGAGGCCAACUUCGAGCAGCUGAUGGUCAACAUGCUGGACGAGAGAGACAAGCUUCUGGAGUCCCUCAGGGAGACGCAGGAGACACUCAUCCAGUCCCAAACGAAGCUGCAGGGGGCGCUGCACGAGAGGGACAUGCUCCAGCGGCAGAUUAACGCCGCGCUUCCUCAGGAGUUUGCCACCCUGACGAAGGAGCUGAACAUAUGCCGGGAGCAGCUGCUGGAGAAAGAGGAGGAAAUAUCGGAGCUGAAAGCUGAAAGGAACAACACCAGGCUGCUGUUGGAGCACCUGGAGUGUCUGGUGUCUCGACAUGAGCGCAGUCUGAGGAUGACGGUGGUGAAGAGACAGGCCCCACCGCCAUCUGGAGUCUCCAGCGAGGUAGAGGUCCUCAAAGCUCUGAAGUCGCUGUUUGAACACCACAAGGCACUGGAUGAGAAGGUACGUGAGAGGCUUCGGGUGGCAUUGGAGAGGGUGGCGACCCUGGAGGGACAGCUUGCAGCUACCACACAGGAGUUGAACAUGGUGAGGCAGAGGAAAGACGGUGACUCAGCGGAGCGAUCAGAUGGAACCAAACCUACGUGGAAGAGACUACCCAAUGGAUCUAUAGACGCCAACGACGAUGGCAGCCGGGCGUCGGAGCUUCAGGAGCUGCUGGAUCGGACCAACAAGGAGCUGGCUCAGAGCCGCGAGCAGUCUGCCACGCUAAACGCCCGCAUGGCCGAGCUGGAGGCGGAGCUCACAAAUGCACGGCGAGAACUGAGCCGCAGCGAGGAGCUGUCAAUCAAACAACAGAGGGAGCAGAGGGAGAGAGAGGAUUUGGAGGAGAGAAUAACAACCCUAGAGAAACGCUACCUGGCCGCCCAGCGGGAGACCACACACAUCCACGACCUCAACGAUAAACUGGAGAAUGAACUGGCCACCAAAGAUUCACUGCACAGACAGAGUGAAGAGAAAGUGCGCCAGCUGCAGGAGAUGCUGGAGAUGGCAGAACAAAGGCUGGCUCAGACCAUGAGGAAGGCGGAGACGCUGCCAGAGGUGGAAGCUGAACUGGCUCAGAGAGUCGCAGCACUUUCCAAGGCCGAGGAGCGCCACGGCAACGUGGAGGAGAGGCUCAGACAGCUGGAGUCACAACAGGAUGAGAAGAACCAAGAGCUUGCAAGAGCUCGUCAGAGGGAGAAAAUGAAUGAAGAGCACAACAAGCGUUUGUCUGACACGGUGGAUCGUUUGCUCACGGAGUCCAACGAACGUCUGCAGCUCCAUCUGAAGGAGCGCAUGGCUGCCCUGGAGGACAAGAACUCCCUCAUUCAGGACCUGGAGAACUGCCAGAAACAGCUCGAAGAAUUCCACCACACCAGGGAACGCCUGAUUGGAGAGAUUGACAAACUGAGAAAUGAGAUUGAUCAUCUGAAACGCCGCAGCGGGGCUUUUGGAGAUGGGACUCAUCCUCGGUCUCACCUGGGGAGCUCCAGUGACCUCCGCUUCUCCGUGGUGGAGGGUCAGGACGGCCACUACAGCACCACUGUGAUCAGGCGGGCUCAGAAGGGCAGGCUGUCGGCGCUACGAGACGACCCAAACAAGGUGUGUGCCGUGUUUGAACAGGACUACCCGUCUCUACGCGGGAGCGUAAGCCACCUGCUCGGCAGUGACAUCGAGGCCGAGUCAGACAUGGACGACGACGUCAGCUCGGCCCUGCUGUCCCCCAGCGGCCAAUCAGAUGCUCAGACUCUCGCGCUCAUGCUGCAAGAGCAACUUGAUGCCAUCAAUGAGGAGAUAAGGAUGAUCCAGGUAGAGAGAGAGUCAGCAGACCUGCGUGCGGAUGAGAUUGAGUCUCGUGUGAACAGCGGCAGCAUGGACGGUCUCAAUGUGACACUUCGACCUCGUGCUCUGCCUACCUCCGCCACGGCCCAGUCCCUGGCUUCAUCCUCCUCCCCACCCACCAGCGGCCACUCCACACCAAAACAUCAUGGUCGAAACACCAGCCAUCAUCUAGGAAUCAUGACUUUGCCAAGUGAUUUGAGGAAACACAGAAGAAAGGUUGCUUCUCCAGUGGAAGUGGACAAAGCUACAAUCAAGUGUGAGACAUCACCUCCUUCCUCGCCGCGGAGUUUACGGCUGGAAGCCAAUUUUGCUCAGUUCACUGGCAGUCUGGAAGACGGACGAGGAAAACAGAAGAAAGGAAUCAAGUCGUCCAUUGGCCGAUUGUUUGGGAAGAAGGAGAAGGGUCGGAUGGACCAGACUGUUGGCAGGGAUGGCCAGUCUCUGCCAGCUUUAACAGACUUUGAGAUGGGCAUCGGUGACACUAUGACUCUGGGAAAACUGGGCACACAGGCCGAGAGGGACCGCAGGAUGAAGAAAAAACACGAGCUUCUGGAAGACGCAAGGAAAAAAGGUCUUCCGUUUGCACAAUGGGAUGGUCCCACUGUUGUGUCAUGGCUAGAGCUGUGGGUGGGGAUGCCAGCCUGGUAUGUGGCAGCCUGUCGCGCCAAUGUGAAGAGUGGAGCCAUCAUGUCAGCGCUGUCAGACACGGAGAUCCAGAGAGAGAUUGGCAUCAGCAACCCUCUGCACCGACUCAAACUGCGCUUGGCCAUCCAGGAGAUGGUCUCCCUCACCAGCCCCUCUGCACCACUCACCUCCAGAACGUCCUCCGGAAAUGUGUGGGUGACUCAUGAAGAGAUGGAGAACCUGGCUUCCUCCACUAAAGCGGACAAUGAGGAGGGCAGCUGGGCACAGACGUUGGCGUACGGGGACAUGAAUCAUGAGUGGAUUGGGAACGAGUGGCUGCCCAGUCUCGGCCUGCCUCAGUACCGCUCCUACUUCAUGGAGUGUCUGGUUGAUGCGCGAAUGCUGGACCAUCUGACCAAGAAGGACCUGAGGAGCCACCUGAAGAUGGUGGACAGCUUUCACAGGGCUAGUCUGCAGUAUGGGAUUAUGUGCUUGAAGAGGCUAAAUUAUGACAGGAAAGAGUUGGAGCGCCGGAGAGACGACAGCCAACAUGAUAUGAAAGAUAUUCUGGUGUGGACCAAUGAGCAGGUGAUCCACUGGGUUCAGUCCAUUGGUCUAAGGGAGUACAGCGGUAACCUGUUGGAGAGCGGCGUUCACGGGGCGCUCGUCUCUCUAGAUGAGACUUUCGAUUACAGCAGCCUAGCGCUCAUCCUGCAGAUCCCCAUGCAGAACACACAGGCACGGCAGGUUCUAGAGAGGGAGUUUAACAACCUGUUAGCCUUGGGAACAGAUCGCCGACUGGAGGAGAGUGGGGAUGACAAGUCAUUUCGACGCUCUCCAUCAUGGCGUAAGAGGUUUCGGGCUCGUGAGGGAGGGACAGGUCUUGGGAUGAUGGCAGGCUCCAUGGAAACGCUUCCGGCUGGCUUCCGCAUGCCCGCCAUGUCCAUGCCUCCUUCUAUGAAUUUGGCUCCCAGGAAGCAACUUCAGCCUGAAGCUGCACCCCCAGCACCCCCGAGACUCGACCCCUCGGCCGUGCGGACCUACUCCUGCUAACUGCAUUUGACUUACUAACCGUAGCAUUAAUGCUACCAGUGCAUUCUCAUUACCUAUACGGACACAUGCUUGCGGCCUUUUGAGAGUGAUAUGCCAAAUCUGGAGAGGACAAAUCCUGGGAACGCCGGCAGAGUGAGGUCUCUCUCUCCUCUGUCGCCCAGCCUUACCUCCUUCCUUUCAUCUCUCUCUUCCCCUUCGGACACGUGCAAUACAGUGGGGCAACUAUGACCUUUGAACUCUGAGAGUGCUGAUUGGCUGCGCUUGCUGCUGUAAAGGAGGCUCGUCCUGGUCUCGCCCUGUUUACCCCAGUGCACCCAGUAGCCUUGUUGUCAUGGUGUUGUGUCCCUGCUCUCCCUAUCUUGGCUGUGGGUCCUUGUCCUGGUUCUAAUAGUCUCAACGUGACAAAGACCGCACAAAUCUUCCUGUGUUAACACAACAUGGUGUUGAAUAGUGUGAAAAAGGUUCAAGAGGAUGAAGACGAGUCAUUACUUUGGACUUGAGAGUGAAGAAUACUUGUAUAAAUGGCAGUUUUCCUCUGCCCAAAACCCUUCUACCGGUUAUGCAAGGUAUUAAUCAUCUAUCGUCUUUGUACAUAAAAUGGAUAACUUAUGUUUUUUAUAGAAAUAUUAUAUAUAUGAUAUAUAUAUAUAUUGGAAGUAUAUAUGGAAAACAAUGUAACAUUGCUGUAUGGAACCCAAUGCCCUGUAUUCGAUAGUGACUGUUCUCUUUCUUUCUCUUUCUCUCUGUGUUGGACCUUUGCGUGUCUUUUGCUGUGCGCUGUGUGUAACGUAGUGGUGGGGCGGACUCACUAAAGGAAAGUGUGCAUCUCUAAAGGGACUCUUCACAGGUUAAUGGGUCCAAAUCUCUCUUUGCCUCUUCUCCUCUUCUUUCCUUUUUCUCUUCUUCUUGUCCAAUUUUUUGACACGAUGUAGCUGUUACUUCUCUUCCUCUUUCUGCCUCUAUCGCCUUCUGUAUGACACUAUGUAGCCUAGAAAGGGAGGGAAAUUUAAUAUGAGUGUGUGCGUGCGUGUGUGUGUGUGUGCGAGCAAAUCAGCCUAUCUUCUGGAGACUUGUGAGGGGUCGUGUGUGAGUGAAAGGCUGACCCCAGCCGUGUGACCGUGACCUUUUGGUGUGUGUGUGUGGACGGUAGUUUGAACACUAUAGCUCAUCCCUGUUGAUUUUAAACUCAAGAUAAACAGAAAGAAUUGCUGCUCAACAUCAGCCAACGAUACACACACAAUACUGCUCUUGUAAUCAGAUGUUGCUUCGUCGCCUCUGGUUUAGUUUCCAUAGAGACGAGCCAGCGAUCAGUCUCAUCUGACAAACUCCUCAUCCAACGAGAACACAGCAGAUGAACUAGUGAAUUGCUGGAUGGCUGAACAAUCUUAUUUUUAUUUAUUUUAGUUUUUUUCCAAGGUGUCUAAAAGAUGUAAUGUGCUAUGUGGCAGCUAUGAGUACUGUGUCUUUAUUCCAGGUGUGAAGCAAUGCUGACAAAUCAAGAUUUUAUUAUUUGGCUAUCCAAAAAGAAAAAAGUACUGUAUUUAUGACUAUGUAGACAUGAGUAAAGCUGUUUUUAAAAAAAGAAACUUGAAUAUU